GUGUUGCAUACGGCUAACUCCACGGUCGGCUAACACAAGCUAACAAGAUGAACCUUGGAUCAAUGCUGUACAAGAAUUUAAAAGAUGUUACAUGGAGCUCGACGUCUUUGCCUUUAGAUCAGCUCGUCAGUGCUUAUAAACUGCCACAGAUUGUCAAGCUGGAUAACGGUCAGUUGGUGGAAGGGCUCAGGGACAACGACUACCUCUUGAUUCAUUCCUGCCGUCAGUGGACAACCAUCACCGCUCACAGCCUGGAGGAGGGACACUACGUGAUUGGGCCCAAAAUAGAGAUCCCUGUUCAUUAUGAAGGUCAGUUUAAGCUGCUGGAGCAGGACAGAGAUGUCAAGGAGCCUGUGCAGUAUUUCAACAGUGUGGAGGAAGUGGCCAAAGCGUUUCCUGAGAGGGUGUACGUCAUGGAGGAAAUCACUUUUAAUGUUAAGAUGGCUUCAGGGCAAUGCAACGAAGACACAGAAGUUUACAGCAUAACACUAAGCACUGGCGACGAGCUGACGCUAAUGGGCCAAGCUGAGCUCCUCUAUGCCAAGAGCUCCAAGGAAAAAUCAAGACUCAACACAAUUUUUAAGAAGAUCGGCAAGCUGAACUCAAUCAGUAAGAUCGGUCGAGGCAAGAUGCCCUGCUUGAUCUGCAUGAACCAUCGCACGAACGAGAGCCUCAGCCUGCCUUUCCAGUGCAAAGGCCGCUUUAGCACCUGCAGCCCGCUGGAGCUUCAGAUGCAGGACGGCGAGCACGUCAUCAGGAACAUCGUGGAGAAAACCCGACUCCCAGUCAACGUUAUCGUACCCAGCACUCCGCCUCGCAACCAGUACGACCUCCACCUCAUUCGGGAGGGUCAUCGAUACAAACUUGUGAACAUCCAGACCAAGACGGUGGUUGUGUGCUGCAUUCUGCGGAGCAACAAGAUCAUCCCCGUCCAUUUCCCCUUUUACAUGGCCAUGCCGAGAUUUAUCAUCCCGGAGGAGCUGGUGCAGGGCGAGCUGUGGUUAGACACCAUGGUACACCGCUGGUUCUCCUUCUGCCAGGAGCAGUUCGAUAUAGACGAUUACUCCCGUGCCGUACGGGACGUGCGGACGGACUGGAACGAUGAUAUCAAAAGCCCCAAGAAAACCAGUGGCAAUGGUAAUUGUGGUGGAGGCAGCAACGGCUCCAUCGUGUGUCCCAACCACAUGCAGAUCCCCAGCUCCUUAACGUACGCUCGAGAUGAACUCGCGCAGUCCUUCCACCGACUGUCGGUGUGCGUUUACAGCAGCAACCUUCACGGGAACAGCGAAGUCAACUUGCAGGGAUGCAUGACACUGUGUGCAGACUGGGCUCCUCUGGGUUCGGAUGGCAGUCAUUCAGAACCUGGAGAGAACGAGCACUUGUUUCCGGAUCAUCUAGACAGCACAACCCAACAUCCAUACAUGAACAAGCUGGACAUUCAGUACGAGGAGGUGUGGUUGGAUCACUUGACCGGGCAGAGCUCUAAACCCUAUCCCAGUGAAGGAAUAAGAGACGUCAACAAUGACUGCGCUACACCAGCUGCACACUUGUACCCGGUCACCUGUCCUCUUGGUGCCAUAACCAGUCUAGACGCGCCUCUUACUCCACCACCCGUCCCACCCAAAUCUGAAGCUGUGAAGGAGGAGUGUCGUAUGUUGAACGCUGCUCCACCGGUCCCUCCUAGAAGUGUGAAGCAGUUGCCAUCAGUACCCACCCCGAUGAAGCCACAGCAGCAGGACACUCGCGCUCAGAGUCCAACCCUCUCCUAUUAUUCCUCUGGUCUCCACAACAUAGGAGCAUGUGAGCCAGAAGAAGGUGACCUACAAGAGCAGUGCCACGCCUGCUACCCCUGUAACUGGGGUAGAUCCAACACCGAACCAUGGACGGUGUCGCCCUCCGGCAGCCUGCUGCUGGAGGGGAUCUCCUCGCGUUUGUCCUGGCCAAAUAACUUCAGCGGAGGAGACUCGCGCUGUGCGGAAGAGUUUCAGCCUUCCAGCUCCCGGAGUUACUACAGUUACCCCAGAAAGAGGACCCCGAGAACCUGCACGUCCUGCCUCAUUGACUACGACGGGCGAGAGCACGCGGGCUGCCGUGAUGGGUUCCAGAAACCGUACGCCAACCAGAUCUGCACCAAGUCUUCGAGUUACAACGCUGGGAUGUACGGAGUCAAACCGAUAGAAGAAUCGAACACUAAGCAGAGCCUCUCCUGCCCCGUUUUACCACCGAGAACACCCAAAUUCAACGCCAUCAAGACAUGGGCCGACUUACUGUCGGAGUCUGUACCCGACUCAAAACUGGAAGCUACGACCCCCUCACCAGUUCUACACGAUCAGGACACGGAUGACCCAUUAACUUUUAACUGUCCUUCGUCCCCUCCCUCUGCAGAGUGGCAGCCGCCCUUAAACCUGGCUGGUACUUCCAUCGAGGAGGUGUCCAAAUCCUUAAAGUUUAUCGGCUUGCCAGAUGACAUUGUUUCCCUGUUCGUGUCCGAGAAGAUCGACGGGAAUCUACUCCUGCAGCUCACCGACGAGAUUCUGUCCGAGGACUUCAGACUAAGCAAGCUGCAGGUGAAGAAGCUGGUGCAGUUCAUAAAUGGAUGGAGACCCAAGAUCUAACGGUACAAACACUACAUUUUGUUAAGAAGCUGAGAACAUCAUGCCUUCAGUAUGUAUGCUAUGCACAUCAAGCCACAAGGAGCAUUUUAUUUUGUAACAUAUGAACGUUUUUGUGUUGAUGCGUUA
Molecule: messenger RNA, 2741 nt
Organism: Nematolebias whitei (Rio pearlfish)
Lineage: Eukaryota; Metazoa; Chordata; Actinopteri; Cyprinodontiformes; Rivulidae
Gene: garem1
Product: GRB2 associated, regulator of MAPK1
Exons: 6
Coding region: 48-2615 (855 amino acids)
Biological process (GO): cellular response to epidermal growth factor stimulus; epidermal growth factor receptor signaling pathway
Molecular function (GO): proline-rich region binding
Source: RefSeq, a predicted model, not a curated record